Molecule: messenger RNA, 1220 nt
Organism: Xyrauchen texanus (razorback sucker)
Lineage: Eukaryota; Metazoa; Chordata; Actinopteri; Cypriniformes; Catostomidae
Product: E3 ubiquitin-protein ligase RNF182-like
Exons: 2
Coding region: 57-527 (156 amino acids)
Source: RefSeq, a predicted model, not a curated record
GGCACUUCAACAUCAACACUGCUCAAGUACGCGACAAAAACAAACAAACCGACAGCAUGCCUUCAGAAACCGAGUGCGGAAUCUGCUACCGGACUUUCAACGUCGUUCGGCGGUGUCCACGACAGCUGAGCUGCAAACACACAUUUUGCGAAAGCUGCCUGGUGACGCUCGCGCGGUCCGUGGAGAGCUCCGAACCCCGGAUUAUGUGUCCGCUGUGCCGUCACUCCACGCCUCUGUCAGAGGCGACAAUCAAAGAUAAUCUGCCGGUAGACGAGGACAUUUUGGAGCUGAUGGUGACCGCGGGCAGCUUGGAGGGGUGUACGGAUGACGACGAAGACACCGAGGAGCCGGACCAGGAAGCGUCCAGCCCGCGUAAAGAGGACAGUCCGCCGCCGAGAUCUCCAAGCGGACGCCUGAUGAGAUCCAUAAGGCGCCUCUUCAAACAAAUCACCGGGGAGAGUAGGAGAAACUGCAUGACUGAUGAGGAUUUAAGGGACCUGGCAAUGAUGUCCUGCUACAUUGUGUAACCAACACCAAGAUAAUCCCAAGUGUCAAGAUUGUAUCUUAUGCACCCCUCAAGCACCCGGGCCACACCUUGCAGAACCAAUGGGAACACCUGGAAGAAGUUGUUCUGUUCUAGCACAUUUUAAAGUAGGAACAUCACCAGCGGUGCUGGCGGGCAUAAGAGUACUGUUUACUGUUGGGUGUGUCGCAUUGUCAUAACAGAGAGUUUGGGAUAUCCCAGCACAACCCAUAAACAAACAGAUACAUUCAAGAAUAUUUAUAUAUUGUAUUAAUCUAUAUUUAUAAAAUGUGUCGAGCUUAAAGCUGAAAUGAACCACAUUGCCUACAGAUUAUUCUCCAUUCAGGCCUGGAUAAUUGUAUUUCUUUUUAAUAUUAUUAUUAUUGUUAUCAUUCAAAAGGUGUAUUGGACUAUGCCAAUGCAUGGCAGAUUUCUCCUGCAAUAAUGGACCAAUACUAUAAACUGUCACUUACAUUUUACAUUUUGUUUUUAAUUUAUAAGGAGGGAAUUUCAGUGUUAUAUUUGUAUCAAAUGAAUAAAAAUGAUAGGUUCCAUUAUGUUUGUCUUUUUGAACAAUCUUUAUUUAAAAAAACAAUGACAUUAUUUUACAUGUAUUUAUUUUUAACUAUGUUAUUUUUAUAGGAACAGGAUGGAAAUACGUUGUGUACUGCUACAUUUGUAAAAAAUAAAAAAUUCA